Messenger RNA from Anguilla anguilla (European eel), 2200 nucleotides. RefSeq lists its product as uncharacterized. NCBI's taxonomy places the organism in Eukaryota, Metazoa, Chordata, Actinopteri, Anguilliformes, Anguillidae. Gene Ontology annotation, biological process: exocytic insertion of neurotransmitter receptor to postsynaptic membrane; synaptic vesicle fusion to presynaptic active zone membrane; intracellular protein transport. Gene Ontology annotation, molecular function: SNARE binding; SNAP receptor activity. Bases 646 to 1416 code for a protein of 256 amino acids. The transcript is spliced from 11 exons. Gene Ontology annotation, cellular component: postsynapse; synaptic vesicle; SNARE complex. The record is from RefSeq and is a predicted model, not a curated record.
CCUGCUCUUUGAGUGUAGCAAGAUAACCGGAAUGCUGUUCGCUAUUGGCCUGGAGCUCCUCCACUGUGAUGUCACCAGAAAGGUACCUAAUCAGGUUUUUCCUUCCAUGUUCUUGCUCAAACAGUGGAAUCUUCUGCACUAAACUGAGUAUGAUGUCACAGACGCUUAUCUCUCCAAGGAAACAGGAGGUGGUGGACAUCAUGCUGCUGGCGAGGUUAUGUUUAAACCCAAUUGGCUCCUUUUUUAACAGGCUCUGAGCUAUUCUGAACUCAGAGAGAGAACAACAUGCCAGUAUUGUACGUUCCCCAAAGUUCUCUGUGGCUGCAUUUUGUGAGGUCGCGAGAUCCAGACUGGCUAGCAAUUCACAUUUAUAUGCUUGAGCUAAAGUGUCAGCGAUGGCAAAGUUUGUCUUAUCCUUCUUUUUUGCAGUUUUGGCCCAUUUCAGUGCUUCAGAGCUGUUCUUCCGCUCGAUGUAGAACAGUGCUCGAAGUUGAAAAACGAAGGCACUGCUCUCAAAUCUCUCUGAGGCCUUAGUCAGCAAGUCCUCCACAGACCCUGGGGUUUCCUUCAUCAAGAUCUCCAUGAGUGACGUGUGACACGGAUGAUGCGGACGAAGUCGAGGUUGCCAUAGACAACGCUGCAUUUAUGGAUGAGUUCUUCUCCCAGAUUGAAGAGAUCAGGACGAGCAUCGACAAGAUAGAUGAGAAUGUAGCUGAAGUCAAGAAGCUCUACUCUGUCAUUCUCUCAGCCCCAACGUCAGAUCAGAAAACGCAGGAUGACUUGGAAGCCGUCACCAUCGACAUCAAAAAACUGGCCAACAACGCUCGCAACAAAUUAAAAAGUAUCGAGCGAAAUCUGGAGACGAAUGAGGAGAGAGUGUCGGCCGACAUGCGUAUCCGAAAAUCUCAGCAUGCCGUUCUGUCCAGGAAGUUUGUGGAGGUGAUGACCAAGUACAAUGAGGCUCAGGUGGACUUCAGGGAGAGGAGCAAAGGCCGGAUCCAGAGGCAGCUGGAGAUCACUGGUAAAACUACAACUGAUGAAGAGCUGGAGGAAAUGCUGGAAGGGGGAAAUGCAGCAGUUUUCACUGCAGGGAUCAUGGACUCGGGCAUCUCCAAGCAGGCGCUGAGCGAGAUCGAGGCUCGGCACAAAGACAUUGUGCGGCUGGAGAGCAGCAUCAAGGAGCUGCAUGACAUGUUUGUGGACAUCGCCAUGCUGGUGGAGAACCAGGGUGGCAUGAUUGACAGGAUCGAGAGCAAUAUGGACCAAUCAGUGGGCUUUGUGGAGCGGGCGGUGGCUGACACAAAGAAAGCGGUCAAGUUCCAGGCAGAAGCUCGCCGGAAGAAAAUGAUGAUCAUGUUGUGCUGUGUGAUUCUGGUCAUCAUCCUUGUCUCUGUGGUGUACAGCUUCGUCACAUAGAAACCUGCAGGGAUUCAGAAGUCCCCUGCAUCCUGCCUGGAUUACAAGAACAAUAAUUUCAUUGAGAAAUGAGUAAUACACCAUUAGAAGAGAGAGAGAGACAUGCCUAUCUGUCUGUAAUUUCUCUCUUUCUCCUUUGAAAUUCAGUCACUCACCUUGACCAUCUCUUACCUUAUCUCCCCUCCAGAAUGGACAUUGGUUCUCGAUGUUAAAGACAGGAAUCGCACCACGUAGUUUAUAAAUAAAUUAUGACCGAACUCACAUCCUCAACAAAAAUACACAGAGAUGCCGUAGUGUUGUUUUUUUAAGGUAAUUUAGCGACAGUGGUGAUGAUGGACCUUUGUAUUUGAAAGAUUUGCGCGAAACAGCGUCCUCCACUGUAUUCAGGACAUUGUUUGAAUAACAAGUCGCCACAAGAUUCAACCUUUCUUUUGUUACGAGUUUGCUAUUUGCAGAGAGAUGAACACACACGAUGCUGUUGACGUUAAAGCCAAGAUGAGACUCAGCCCCAGGGAUGCUCUUAAACUUCCACAGUCAUAGUUAACUGCGCUGACUAGCUACAUUUAUCAGCAUUGCAAGGGUUAAUAGAGAAAUGAACAGACAUCUCUGUGUGUGUAAGUUUGUGUGCGUUCAUUCCCCUAUAUAGGCUAGCCAUUCAUUUGUAGCGCUGUCAUAGGUAGAAUGUUUAUACCGGCCUUUUUAUUUUAUUAUGUACAUGUAUGUUUCUGUAGCGAUGUCUUUCUGCUGAUGAUCCUUGUUAAAAAUUAAAAAAAAUCCACUUUGA